UGUGUGGGGGACACGUCUCGGUUCAAGCGCUGCACUAGGGAACCUGUCGCUGCGAUCUCUCGGCUCGGUGAGUGCGGUACGGAUGAGCGCUCAGGGGCUGGGGCUCCUAUGGUUUAUAGUUCUCCUGUGUUCCGCACAUUGUUCUUUGGGCUCUGAGAAUGUUCAGUGGGUUCCGGUAUCAUCCGACCUGCGGAUCUGUGGCCUCACAUGUGAAUCACUUGGGAUUUAUACCCUCGAUCUUGCACCUGAUAAACCCAUCCUGGAUUUCGCUUGUUCAGACAAAUCCCUGAGGAUAUACAGCAUGUAUGAUACACGGAUUAACCUGAAUGUAUCCACGGGCUGCUGCUCCAUAGCCAAUGCUGGGAAAUCAGACAGAGGGGACUAUGUGCUGUAUUUCUAUGGGACAGAUGGGAAGAAGAGACUGGCUACACAGGCAAUCUGGGUUAUAGACCCAGUGUGUGUGACCAACAUAAGCGCCAGGCACAAUGGAGAAAAUGUGAGUGUGAGUGUUUCCUACAGUGGGGAAGAGGCGACAGUUGUGUGGGCAUGGAACGGGGGAGCCCUGCCUGAGAGACACCAGCUGAGUGACAGUAACAAGACUCUCACUGUACCCAGUACUGACACCGGCACAUUCACCGCCCUUGUCUCCAACCCAGUCAGUCACAGCAGCGCUCACUAUAACCUCACACUGACAGACUCAGCAUUUGCCUGCAGAUCCCUAGGAUGGAGAAUUGGGAUCAUUGCAUCCGCACUUGGUGUUGUUUUUCAUGUUUGGUGCCAUGUUAAAAUGAACCACGAACAGAAAGACUGAGACAGAAGUUAUGAUGCCAGUUAUAUUACAUCAUUAUAAGUGCAAUGUUUUGGGCUAAAGUGCCGCAGUAAAUUUUGUGUGGUGAACUUUUUUUGUGCAAGUGAUACUGUGCCAUAUAGUGUUAUCCCUACUCCAAUGGAAUAGAGGAUUUCUGACACAUAAUUGCUUCUAGGAAGUAUUCUAUAUGUGUAUAUAAUAUCUGUGUAAUAAGGAUAACUGUAAACUUGCCCAGAACAACUACCCACAAUAAAUGUUUUGCAGUAAACCUGC
Molecule: messenger RNA, 1081 nt
Organism: Xenopus tropicalis (tropical clawed frog)
Lineage: Eukaryota; Metazoa; Chordata; Amphibia; Anura; Pipidae
Exons: 4
Coding region: 83-811 (242 amino acids)
Source: RefSeq, a predicted model, not a curated record